CAACGGCUAUACAUCAGUGAAUCCAAUCCAAGGUACUUUGCACGUAACUAUCUGGAAUCGCAGCUCGUCUGGUGGACGUUACUUUAAUCAUGGACUUUUCACGCUCAGCCAUCCCGCAGGCUUCGCGGGAGAAGAAACAGAGAUAGAUAUUUGCCAGAUAUUCGAUGCCAAUACUCAUUUCCAUAGCUACGCCAACUUCACGAAGCAGCCAUAAAAAAUGGCUAUCAAAUUUAACCUUCUAUGACCCAAAAAUCAAUACCAAAAUCAUCACCAUUUCCCUCAAUUCUUCAAUAAAACAAUGGAGAAUGAGCUUAAAGAUGUAAAUCCGGAGCCUUCCAAGCCCCGCCAACCAGAACCUCAACCGGAAACAGCCAAUGACAAUGCCUCCAACAGGGAUGAUCGUCCUCUCCUCAAAUCCGAUUCCAAAGGGAUGUCGACGGCCAAUAUCGAAGAUCUUGAGAAGAAAUUCGCUGCAUUCGUGCGUAAUGACGUCUACGGGACCAUGGGACGUGGAGAACUGCCGUUGGCCGAGAAGGCCUUGCUAGGCUUCGCGUUGGUGACUCUCUUGCCGAUUCGAGUCAUGCUCGCGAUGAUAAUAUUGUUCUUUUAUUACUCAGUUUGUAGGAUUUGCACGCUUUUCUCGGCCCCGAACCGGGACGUGGAGGAGGAGCAGGAGGAUUUCGCGCACAUGGGAGGGUGGAGCAGGGCCGUGAUUGUGAGGUGCGGGAGCUUUGUUUCCAGAGUUAUGCUUUUCUUGUUUGGGUUUUAUUGGAUUAGGGAAAGCUAUAGGAUUCUAGAGCAACCUCAGAACAAGUCUUUUACUCAGAAUGAGGGCAAAGAUCAAUCUGGAGUACCUGAAAGACCUGGGGCAAUAAUUUCUAAUCAUGUUUCGUAUUUGGAUAUUUUGUACCACAUGUCUUCUUCUUUUCCAAGUUUUGUUGCCAAGAGAUCAGUGGGCAAAUUGCCUCUUCUUGGUCUCAUCAGCAAGUGCCUCGGUUGUGUCUAUGUUCAAAGAGAGUCAAAAUCAUCUGACUUCAAAGGCGUUGCAGUUACUAUAGUGAGCUUUGUAGGUGCUGUGACUAAAAGAGUUGGAGAAGCUCAUCAGAAUGAGUCUGCUCCUAUAAUGAUACUUUUCCCUGAAGGCACCACAACCAAUGGAGAUUUCCUUCUUCCGUUCAAGACAGGAGCAUUCUUAGCUGGUACUCCUGUGCUUCCAGUGAUACUGAGAUAUCCUUACCAGAGAUUCAGUCCUGCUUGGGAUUCAAUUUCUGGGGUGCGCCAUGUGAUUUUUCUCCUCUGUCAAUUCAUAAAUUACAUAGAAGUGAAAAGGUUACCUGUUUACUAUCCAUCACAGGAAGAGAAGGACAACCCAAAGCUAUAUGCUUCUAAUGUCCGAUGGUUAAUGGCUCGUGAGGGUGAUUUAGUAAUGUCAGAUAUUGGACUAGCUGAGAAGCGAGUAUAUCAUGCUGCUCUGAAUGGUAAUAAUAGCCUGCCUAGUAUUUUGCAUCAGAAAGACGAUUGAUAAUUUCAUGGACUUGCUUCCAAAUGAUAUCUAGUCUCAGUUGAGCUUCUUAGUUUCUUUGGGUAUUUCCAUAAAAUGAUAGCCAAAACGUGGGGUGGUUCUCUACCCAUGUUGCUAACAAAUGAUGAUGAUAUGCCAUUAUUGUCUUGUAAAUUCCCAGAAUGGGAGUUGUGGCCAUUGAGUACAUUUCUUAAAUGUGAUGGUGGAUCUUUCUUGAGCAUCAGAUUUAAGAGUUGCUCGGGAUUUUAUCUCCUUAUUUGGAAUAAAAAAUUUUACAAAAAUUCAAUUCAA
Messenger RNA from Manihot esculenta (cassava), 1813 nucleotides. Its product is annotated as lysophospholipid acyltransferase LPEAT1. NCBI's taxonomy places the organism in Eukaryota, Viridiplantae, Streptophyta, Magnoliopsida, Malpighiales, Euphorbiaceae. Bases 299 to 1522 code for a protein of 407 amino acids. Gene Ontology annotation, cellular component: endoplasmic reticulum. Gene Ontology annotation, biological process: phospholipid metabolic process. Gene Ontology annotation, molecular function: lysophosphatidylethanolamine acyltransferase activity. The transcript is spliced from 8 exons. The record is from RefSeq and is a predicted model, not a curated record.